Molecule: messenger RNA, 5250 nt
Organism: Hypanus sabinus (Atlantic stingray)
Lineage: Eukaryota; Metazoa; Chordata; Chondrichthyes; Myliobatiformes; Dasyatidae
Product: mucin-2-like
Exons: 38
Coding region: 1-5250 (1749 amino acids)
Cellular component (GO): extracellular matrix
Molecular function (GO): protein binding
Source: RefSeq, a predicted model, not a curated record
AUGGACUAUCAAGCCAGACUGCCAAACCAUCGGGACCAUGUCUGCAGUACUUGGGGAAACAAUCACUUCAAGACCUUCGAUGGGGAUGUUUACCAGUUUCCAGGAACUUGUGACUAUAAUUUUGUGACUGACUGUAACUCACAAUAUAAAGAAUUCUCCAUUCAUAUUAAACGCACAAUUUCCAAGGGGCAUCCCAAAAUACAUGGCAUCACAGCAAAAAUCAAGGAUAUUGUGAUUUACAUGACACCAAAAUUUAUGGUCAUCAGUGAUGAAAUAGUCUCGCUUCCUUAUUUUGGCCCUGGUUUCUAUGUAGAACAGAAUGUUCAAUACACCAAGCUGUAUGGGAAAUUUGGACUGACUCUAAUGUGGAACAGGGAAGAUGCUCUCAUGGUUGAGCUUGAUGUAAAGUAUCACAAUCAGACCUGUGGGCUUUGUGGAGAUUAUAAUGGCAUACCUGUUUACAAUGAGUUCACUAUAGAUGGACAACAAUUUUCACCCAUCCAGUUUGGAAACUUGCAGAAAAUUCAUCUUCCAAAUGAUAAGUGUCAAGAUGUGGAUGAGCAAGCUGUGGAACCCAGUUCUUUAUGUGAACAAUAUAGGGAGGCCUGUGAAAAUCUCCUGUCAAGAAGCUCAUUCUCAGACUGUAAAUCCCGCUUGAACAAUGAGCAUUACAUACGGGCCUGCAUGCUGGACAUGUGCAGUUGUGAAAAAGUUUUGGACUCCUUUUGCCUGUGCAGUACCAUCUCCGAAUACUCACGGCAAUGCUCUCAUGCUGGAGGGAAACCAGAGAACUGGAGGACUGAAACAUUUUGCCCAAAGAAAUGCCCGUUGAAUAUGAUCUACAAGGAAAGUGGCUCUCCCUGUAUGGACACCUGUUCUCACCUCGAUACAAGCAGUCUGUGUGAGGAGCACUAUAUGGAUGGGUGUUUCUGCCCCUCAGGAAUGGUGAUUGACGAUUACUCUGACUCUGGAUGCAUCAAAGUGGAGGACUGCAAAUGUACAAUGAAAGGCAAACAUUACAACUCAGGCACCUUGCUUUCAACGGAGUGUGAAGAAUGUGUCUGCAGCAGUGGUAAAUGGUUAUGCAAGAAUCUGCCUUGUCCUGGUAUAUGCUCUUUUGAGGGGGGAGCACAUGUUUCCACUUUUGAUGGGAUGAAAUACACAUUUCAUGGCAACUGCUAUUACGUUCUUUCCAAGGAUUGUGAUCAGCAACAUUAUACUUUACUGGCAGAGAUUGUGUCUUGUGGAACAACAUCAACUGAAACCUGUCUAAAAACUGUGGUGCUGUCAACAGACCAUAAACACAAUGUCCUCGUUUUUAAAGAUAGUGGAAAUGUUAUCAUGAAUGGUGUUAAGGUGACUUUACCUCUGGUAACAGCAAAUUAUACCAUUUUCAAACCAUCGACAUUCCAUAUCCUGCUGGAGUCAAAAUUUGGCCUGCAGCUACAAGUCCAACUGGUUCCUCGGAUGCAAGUCUAUGUAACCCUCGACCAGUCGUAUAAAGGAAAGACAUGUGGUUUCUGUGGGAAUUUUAAUGACAUCCUACACGAUGAUUUCAAGGCAAGUAAUGGAUUGGUGGAGGGCACAGCCGCACCAUUUGCAAACUCUUGGAAAGCCCAGCGGAGCUGCUCAUCUGUAUCAGAGCAUCUGGAGGACCCCUGUGCUAUUAGCACCGAGAACCAAAACUAUGCAGAGUAUUGGUGUUCUCUUUUGAAAGAGCCUGGCGGAGCUUUCUCUCAUUGCCAUUCUACCAUCAGCCCAACCGAGUACUACAAGAAAUGUAAAUAUGACAGUUGUAACUGUUACAAAAAUGAAGACUGUAUGUGUGCCGCUAUAUAUUCUUACGUCCGAGCCUGUGCAAGCAAAGGGGUCAUAUUAACCAACUGGCGAACUAACGUGUGCAGCUCUUACACAAAAACCUGCCCUGAGACGCUGACGUAUGACUAUGACAUGAAGAGCUGCAGGCGCACAUGUCACUCACUGAGUGAGAAGGAUGUCACAUGUGGAAUUCAACAUAUUUCAGUGGAUGGAUGUGGGUGUUUGGAAGGAACAUACAUGAAUGAAAAAGGCAAAUGUGUGCCCUCAUUCAAAUGUCCAUGCCUCUAUGAAGGCAACCUCUUGAAUCCUGGCGAGGUGAUCAGAAUAGGAGACACACAUUGUGUGUGUAAAUAUGGAAAGGUCCAGUGCAUUAGGUCACGAAGCAGAAUGAUGACAUGUGAGCCACCGAAGAUUUAUUUCAGCUGCAAUACGACAGAGCCAGGGGUGACAGGGGCAGAGUGUCACAGGACAUGCGGGAACCAGAAUCUGGAUUGUUACAGUGAAAAGUGUGUGUCAGGUUGUGUCUGCCCCGAGGGGCUUUUGGAAGAUGGAAGAGGAAACUGUGUGAAGGAGGAGAACUGCCCUUGUAUGCAUAAUAAUUUCCAUUACCAUCCAGGAAGCAGGAUUACAGUUGACUGUAACACUUGUACCUGUCAUAAAGGCAAUUGGGAAUGCACAGAUAUUCCCUGCUUCGGAGCUUGUAGAAUAUAUGGGAGUGGUCAUUACAUCACAUUUGAUGGCAUGCGCUAUAAUUUUGAGGGGAAUUGUGAAUACGUUGCCACCCAGGACUAUUGUGGAGUUGGUCACACCAAUGGUACCUUCAGUGUAAUCACAGAAAAUGUCCCCUGUGGAACAACUGGAACGACAUGCUCUAAAUCGAUCAAGCUGUUUUUCCAGAAUUUUGAACUGAAGUUAGCUGAAGGGAAACACGAAGUAAUACAGCGGAAUGAAGACACAAUGCUCCCUUUUACUGUCCGCACAGUGGGUCUUUAUCUUACAGUGGAAACUACUAAUGGAUUGAUUAUAAUAUGGGACAAAAAAACCAGCAUUUUUAUUAAGUUGAGCCCUUCUCACCAGGGCAAUAUCUGUGGAUUAUGUGGUAACUUUGAUGGAAAUGCAAACAAUGAAUUGAUGACAAGAAGCCAGUCAGUAGUCACAAAUAUCACGGAGUUUGGAAACUCCUGGAAGAUGGCGGCCACCUGCCCUGAUGCUGUGCCUGAAUAUGACCCUUGCAUUCAGAACCCACACCGGAAAGCCUGGGCAGAGAAACAGUGUGGAAUAAUUAUGAGUGAUGUCUUUAAAAAUUGUUCCAGAAUGGUUGACCCAAAUCCAUUUUAUGAAGCUUGUGUGCAUGAUUCUUGCUCUUGUGACAGUGGUGGAGACUGUGAGUGCUUUUGCACAGCUGUAGCUGCCUAUGCAAAUGCUUGCAAUGAUUCUGGGAUAUGUGUUGACUGGAGGACCCCUGAAGUCUGUCCUAUGUACUGUAGUUUCUACAACCCUUUCCCUGAGAUGUGUCAGUGGCAUUACCAUCCUUGUGGAGUCCCCUGCUUCAAAACUUGCCUGAACCCUCAUGGUCUCUGCAAUGUCACGUUCCAGCUGGAAGGUUGCUACCCUAAGUGUCCCGAGGAUGCGCCCAUUUUCAAUGAACAUAUUAAGCAGUGUGUUGCUGAAUGUGGCUGUUAUGUAAAUGGAAAAUAUUAUGAAAUUAAUGAAACUGUGGAAACCAGCAAUAACUGUGAAGAGUGCCGGUGCACAAAGGACGGCGUUAGCUGCAUGAACGAUAGCAGUGGCAAGUAUUCAUUUCACUCUUCCUGUGACUACAAUGAGACCUGGUUGAACUGUGAUUGCAUGACAGCAAGAUGUAUAGAUAAAGAUAUAAUUUCCUUAAGACCUGUGGUGUGUCCUACUGUUGAACCUAUUGAAUGCGCCAAUGGUCAUCUACCUGUCAAAGUUUAUGAUGAAUAUCAUUGUUGCUACCAUUACGAAUGUGACUGUUAUUGUAAUGGAUGGGGAGGCUCACAUGUUGUUACAUUUGAUGGUCAGUAUUACAGUUAUGAGGGAAGCUGCAGCUAUGUUCUUGUGGAAGAAACAAGUCCAUCCCUUCAAAAUUUUGGUGUUUACAUUGACAAUUACUACUGUGACACUCAAGACAGUCUUACCUGUCAGCGUGGUAUUACUGUGAAAUUUGAAAAUCUUAACAUACAGGUCACGAAUAUCAAUACAAAUGGAAUUCAAAAUCUGGUAACGAUUAAUGGAAGUAUUGUGUCACUUCCGUACUUAAGAGAUAACGUGAGGAUCUUCAGGUCGGGCAUUAACAUAAUGGUUCAUAUUCCCAAAAUAAAAGCUCUCAUCACCUCCAGUGGUUUAGCUUUUGCAAUUAAACUUCCAAGUGAACUAUUUGGAAAUAAAACACAGGGGCAUUGUGGAACGUGUAAUAAUAUUCAGAAUGAUGACUGUAUGCUGCCCAGUGGACAGGUAGUAUCCUCCUGUUCUGAAAUGGUUGAUUACUGGCAAAACAAAGAUCCCAGUAAGCCGGGCUGUAAUGGACCAUCCACACCACUGACCACAGCACCACCUCAAGUGACAAUCCUUCCUCAAGCAACUCAACAACCUUGCAAAUCCAACUCUCUUUGCAAGCUCAUUACAAGCAAGCUAUUUGAAAAAUGCCAUGCCUUUGUUCUACCAGACUCCUACUACCAGGCAUGCGUGCAUGAUGAGUGCCUGACAACAAGUACCUCGGUAGUGUGUGCAAGUUUGCAGACUUAUGCAACUACAUGUAUGGCUCACGGUAUUUGCAUCGACUGGAGAAAUUACACACAUGGAGAAUGUCCUUUUGAUUGUCCUUCAAACAAGAUUUACAAAGCAUGUGGGAUCUUUGAAAAGGAACAUACUUGCAGUUCAAGCUAUUCAGAUUGGACUGGUCUUAACUUAUCAGAAGGAUGUUUUUGCUCACCGGGUACUAUCCUAUUCAGCCCUGACUCCAACCUUUGUGUUGAUAAAUGUGGAUGCCUCGGACCUGAUGGGUUACCCAAAGAGUUUGAUGAAACAUUUAAGUUCAACUGCCAGGACUGCAUCUGUGACAAGAUCACACAACAUGUCAUCUGUCAUCCUUACAGCUGUCCUGACUUCCCAGCAAUAACCUGUGAUGGAGAAGGAUUUGUCAGUGUCAAUGGUGCAACAGCAACCUUUGUCCUCCAUCAGAUAUUCAGUGUGAACUUGGAUUUAAGGCAUCAUCAAAGACUGCAGAAGGGAAGUGUUGCCCAGUUCAUUCAUGUGAUGUUGGAGUCCUGGCAGACCCAGAGUCACCCAGGGAACUACAUCUGUGUGAAGUACAUCAGGCUGAAGCUCGUUGAAGACCAUAUUGGGGAUCUGGAGCAGCAGCUGGAUGACUUUCAGCUUGUACGGCAAAGUGAGAAGAUAAUCAGAGUUUGA